AUGGCCCCCUCCAUCCGCCUGUCGCCCGCUGCCCGCAGCCUCUUCGAUGAGCCGCUGGCCAUCGCCGUGCAGGUCAACCCUUGUCACAGCUGUACCAGAGAAGACACCUUUCCAGGGAUCAUUGAUAUACAUGGACUUGGAGGAGGUCUUUUUGAGCCCAGAGCAAGCCUGCUGGCCAAUCAUGGCUUUGCCACACUCGCCCUGGCUUAUUAUCAAUUUGAGGAUCUGCCCCAGGAACCAAAAGAACUCCACCUGGAAUAUUUUGAAGAGGCAGUGAACUAUAUGCUGCAGCACCCACAGGUGAAGGGUCCAGGGGUUGGCCUGCUCGGUUUCUCCAAAGGAGGUGAAGUGUCCCUUGCCAUGGCUGCCUUCCUGAACAACAUCAUGGCUGUUGCUUCCCUCAAUGCCCCUGUUGCUGCUACUUGUAUUCCUUUCUCUUACAAGGAUAAAAUCAUCCCCACUGUGACCUUAUAUGAACACAAAGCCAAGGCCACCAAUUCCAAACUUCUUGAUUAUUCUGAUGUCAUCGAUGAUCCCUUUCAAGCCCCUGGCAACCAAAGCCGGAUCCCACUAGAGAAAGCUGAGGCACAGUUUUUAUUUAUGGUGGGCCAAGAUGACCGUGUUGUCAAAAGUGAGUAUUAUGCCUCUGAAAUCUGCAAGCUUCUGCAGGCUCAAGGGAAGGGAAAUUUCCAGAUUCUCUCCUACCCUGGAACAGGGCACUGCAUAGACCCUCCCUUUUUCCCUUUGUACCACACAGGAAGCCACCCUGUUUUCCACAAGCGAGCAGUCCUGGGUGGGGAGCUCAGGGCUCAUUCUAAAGCUCAGGUUCAUGCUUGGUCACAGAUCCAGGCUUUUUUCAAAAAGCAUUUAAUUGUUAACUAAUGUGCAACAAAUAAUGUGCAAGUAACACGCAAUUUUGAGCAACGAGAUCUGAUAAAUUCUGCUACAUUUAUCAGGUCAAACCUUGUCACAGCUGUACAACUACAGUGUCUUCCAUACCUCUGCACAUCCAUAACACAGAAAAUAAAGGGAUUUGCCUUUUCUGUUCCCCUCCCAACCUUUUUGCUCAAGUAUCAAGAAAAGGAAUGGUGUUUUUUGCAUUAAUCUUUGAUGAAACAGGUCAUGUGCAAAAUGCACAGUUAUGUUUCUUCUCGGGUCGUUUCUAUU
Molecule: messenger RNA, 1167 nt
Organism: Pyrgilauda ruficollis (rufous-necked snowfinch)
Lineage: Eukaryota; Metazoa; Chordata; Aves; Passeriformes; Passeridae
Product: acyl-coenzyme A thioesterase 1-like
Exons: 3
Coding region: 1-882 (293 amino acids)
Biological process (GO): acyl-CoA metabolic process; fatty acid metabolic process
Molecular function (GO): fatty acyl-CoA hydrolase activity
Source: RefSeq, a predicted model, not a curated record